UACUAGUUAAGUUUUGUGCUAAUUUAAUUAAAUAACUUUUCUAUUUAAAUAAUUUUAAAUAAAUCAUGAUUUAAAUAAUUCAAUGUCCAUCAUCCAGUCACACUCCAGGUGAUGGUCAAACAGUUAUGUUACCUGUAACUGCCUGCUCUGGCUGAUGAUCAUAGGGCUCUCCCUCACUCUCUGAGUCUCCCUCUGCCUCAUCUUGAAUGAAGGCAUUAUCAAUGCAAUUUCAUUAUUAUUACUGAUACUACAUUACUGCUAUACAACACACACACACACACGCAGGCACACACAGCUAUGCUAUAUGCAACAAGUUUAUAAUUACAUUUAUAAUGAUAAAUUAUAUAUUUUUAGAAGAACCAUACUUCACAAGAGUUGUGAAUAAAGUGUGACAAAUUGCUUGCUAAAUGUUUUGGUAAACAAUUUACCUGCUGGCUUGCUGGAGGUUUGAAACCAGCUAUAUAGCUAAAUAGCGGAGUGGAGUGCGGAGUGUCUGGGAGAGACUGCGGCUGCUGGGGGCGAGCGAGAAAAGUAAAACCCGGAGUGGAGUUGAAAAAACUUUAGCGUUGUCUAAGGGCACCUCGGCCUGUAAAGGCAAAUGUGCAGUGGCUCAAACCCUUUACCUCAAAAUGUAAAACCCAAAGUACAUAACUUUUUCAGUUUAUAUACUAUUACGUUGGAACCUAGAUUUAACAUUUUAUACAUUUGUAAUCCAACAGUUCCCCCUUUGAGAGUUCUAAUAACUCUCACAAAAUACAAAUUUAAACACUUCAUUCUUGUAACUUAUGAUCGUUACAGGCACAUAGCACUUGUUCUGUUGUUGAUUGUCUGUAGUGACAAAUGGCUCAAAUGACAAAUGCUGACAUAUAAACACAGGCAAAGGUCUUCCUAUUUGUUCAUCUGAUUGGGAAGAAGGUGAUGAGGUUUAUGUGUCAGUUCUUCCAGUUUCCUUUGUUUAAGCAACAGAAGUAAUGACUCCAAAUCCCAGCUCAGGCUCUCUGACUGCUGGAAAUGUGAAAAUCUGUACAGUUUUUCACUGACAUCAGGAUUUACUCUAGUAUUUAAUGUACAGCUUUGUUUUGUCCACAACUGUGUAAUAUGAGACUCUAUCUGUGACAUUUAGACCUGUGACACUGAAUGCUGGUCUUAGAUAACACUUCUUUCCCUAUGGAAAACAGGAGUCUUUAUUGUUAUAGUUGCAGACUGCAGCGUGAAGUCUUGAUUUGCACAUCAGUCCAACACUGGAGAGCAGUGCUACUUUUAAUUUGCCAAGAAAAUGCAUUCAAAGAGUCACAGUGCACUUCUCCUCGCAUUGUAAGGUUUAUUUUUAUAAGGUAAUAUUUGUGGACUUGAACACAUCAUGUAGAUCUUCCUUUAUGAGUACAAUACUCUGUAGCUGUUUGUAGAAACAUCAUUUUGAAAUCAUUAUGAUUAAGAUGCCUCUACAUUUUCCUCUGGUUUCCCAAUUUUAUCUCACUGCCCAAAAAUGCUGCCAAGAAGAUGCAGUGAUGAUUUUAUAAAGCAGCCAUAAUAAUAUUGUACAUGUUGAAUGUUGCAUCUGAUUAUUGGCACAUGGCUAUUCCACACUAAAGGAACCUGAAGAACUCCUUCACUUCCUUUCUGUGCUGAAAUCUGAGGAAGACGGGGCAGAAUGUGGUUUUGUUAAAACAAGGAGUCUGGUGUCUAAGUUAAAGUAAUAUGGAAAACUGUCUGUGUCACGUGUCAGAAUCUUUCCAGGAUUAAAAGGACAGGUGAAGUAACAGAUAAGAUUUGAGAGAGUUGUGUGCAAGCAGUGAAGAUCCAAAACAGAGUUACUUAAGACACAGCAGCCUUCAGAUUUUUAUAUUAAAGCUAGCGGUUCAUCAUGACGCUGAAUCUUUUUCUUCUCCUGAAUUUUACUGGUCUGGUCCCAGUUGCUAUCCUGCGAACCAUCCUUCACAAAUAUGACCUGAUGAUGACACAGGUGAGCUGGCCUGUUGCACAGAAUUACUGCAGGGUGACCUACACUGACCUGGCAACAGUCGUAAGUGAUAGUGAUUGGCUAAGAUUUAAGAACGAAGCUGCAAACAAACAUCUGGCAGCAAAUGCUUGGGUCGGACUGUACAAUGAUAUCAAUAGCUGGCGCUGGUCCUUAAACGAUCUCCCACUGAAGAAUGUCACUUAUUCCUGCUGGGUCUCUGGACAGCCUGAUAAUCUGUAUGGAAAUGAAGCCUGUGGUAUCAUUGGUUAUUAUAAUGCAUGGUGGGAUGUACCAUGUGCAGGACUAAGACCUUUCAUCUGCUACAAUGCAAAUUUCAGUGGUACUGCUAGAUUUAUCGGCAUCGCUACUUCUAUGAGCUGGCCUCAAGCUCAGGCUUACUGUCGAACACAUCACACAGACUUGGCCAGUGCUCUUAACAGUUCAGACAACAAUAUGUUAGUGCAGAUAAAGAAUAUCCAGGGUGAUUCCUGGAUUGGGCUCUACAGAGACACAUGGAAGUGGUCAGAUGGGACAAUCGCUUCAAACCUACUAUGGUAUCCUGGACAACCUGAUAAUUAUGGAGGAGUUGAGAACUGUGCAGUAGUUUAUAAUGGACUGUUCUAUGAUGCACCCUGUGCCAACCUGUACUAUUUCUUCUGUCAUUCCAUUACCAUUAAGAGGAGUCAGACAAUGAGACUGCAGGUGAUGUCUGAUGGCAGUGUGUUUGAUCCUGUUGUGCAGUUGUCCAUUUUAGAGCAGAUGAAGCAGAAACUGAAAGAAAAAGGCAUGUUGGAGAACACCACCGUGACCUGGAGGCUGCAGCCAGAUGGAAACAUCUUCCAGAAGAUAAAGGAUGACCUGUAACAUCUAAAUGCUCACCUUCAAGUCAAGCAGAUUGUAAACUGACUGAAAUUUAUUUAAGGUACAAUAUUUAAGCUUUAAGUAGUAGGGGGCAUCAGAGGACAAGAUUAGCCAGAAGUAGAUAAACACACACUGUAUUGUACAAAUUGUAUUGCUCUGUUUGUAACAGAGCAUCAGCAUGUCAUAGUAAAGAAUAAUUCCUAUAUAGAAUAUAGAGAAUGUAAUAGAAUCUGUAAAUACACUGUGUGUAGUUUGAACAGUCAGAUAUAAUGCACUUGCUACUGUUAUUGUCAUUUUUUCUACUUCCUAUUUAAAUAUAUUUUCUUAUUUCUUGCAUUUUAUUAGGUUUUCUGUA
This is a messenger RNA of Hemibagrus wyckioides, 3176 nucleotides long. RefSeq names its product putative C-type lectin domain family 20 member A. The transcript is spliced from 6 exons. The record is from RefSeq and is a predicted model, not a curated record. NCBI's taxonomy places the organism in Eukaryota, Metazoa, Chordata, Actinopteri, Siluriformes, Bagridae. The coding region runs from base 1865 to 2824 and encodes 319 amino acids.